AUGACAAGAGCGACCGAAGCUUUCACGAUUGGUGUCAUCUUAUUCACCACCUACAUCAUUCUUUAUUUAGGUUUUGUGCCAUUACCUGAUAUUGUGCAAGACAAGAUUAUUCCAGUUCUUCCUUGGUGGGGUUUGAUUACGUUUGGUUGCUACUGUCUUUUCACUAUUGGCUUCGCUUUAUUUACAUUCCGCGAUUGUCCUGAAGCAUACCACGAACUCAUGAGUGAGAUACAACAAGCCAAGACCGAUCUACGUGCAAAAGGCAUGCAACUCAACUAG
Molecule: messenger RNA, 279 nt
Organism: Mycotypha africana
Lineage: Eukaryota; Fungi; Mucoromycota; Mucoromycetes; Mucorales; Mycotyphaceae
Product: dolichol-phosphate mannosyltransferase subunit 3
Exons: 3
Coding region: 1-279 (92 amino acids)
Biological process (GO): GPI anchor biosynthetic process
Cellular component (GO): dolichol-phosphate-mannose synthase complex; endoplasmic reticulum membrane
Source: RefSeq, a predicted model, not a curated record